Messenger RNA from Sclerotinia borealis F-4128, 786 nucleotides. Lineage: Eukaryota; Fungi; Ascomycota; Leotiomycetes; Helotiales; Sclerotiniaceae. The record is from the annotation of a GenBank genome assembly.
AUGGCCACCUCUUCUCGCCCAACUCUUGUAUUCUUUGCGGGUGCAUUUGCCGAUCCUUCUUGCUUCGAUGGCAUUGUGCCUCUCUUUGAAAAGUCUGGCUAUUCCUCUGUCUACGCUCGCAUCCCUUCCUUGAACCCAGACCCAUCCGGACUGGCUUCAAUAUCUACUGCUAAUGAUGUUUCUGAGGCUCGCAAGAACGUUUUAUUGCCACUCAUUGAGGAGCAGCAUAAAGAUGUAAUUGUUAUUACUCACUCUUACGGAGGAGUUGUUGGAGGUGCCGCUGCUGCUGGCUUGAGCAAAGCUGCGCGCAGUUCUCGUAAUGAAACUGGUGGUAUCCUGGGUUUGGUAUACUGGGUUGGAAAUAUUGUUUCUGAAGGCGAGACCUUACUUCAGGCCGUCGGUGGCACGUACCCUCCGUUCCUCAAAAUAGGAAAUCCAUCUCCAGGUCUUGCCGUUAUUGAACCAGUGAUGUCGAUUCUUUAUGCAGCUUCGGACAUCUUUUUGGCACCGGCUCUAGAAGCUGCUAUGCUUCCCCACGCUGUAGCAGCACUUGAAACCCCAGCUCCAGCCCCUGCUUGGGCCGAGACGGCGUUCGAUGGACGCCGGGUUUACAUUCGUACUUUCGACGAUCAAUGUAACCCGUUGUUCUUACAAGACAUUUGGAUUGAGAAGAGUGGAGUCUCGUGGGAUAUUGCUGACCUUAAAACAUCCCAUUGUCCUUUCAUCAGCUGUCCCGAGGAAGUUGUUUCGAAAACUCUUGCUUUCAUUGAGAAGUGGGUUCAAUAA